GCUCCAGACCACAUUCCUGACUCUCCGGAGCUGUUUUCCAAGGAGUUUUUGCAUCUUCUUUGUUGAAAACGCGUGUCGAGCUAUAACAAUCGCGGACAAGCGCCCUGAGUGACCAGAACCACCAAUUGACUCCGCAUCGCAACCUCGGUCUCGUCUUAUCGCUCCUCCACCAUCGCAACCAUGUCCGUCAAGUUUAAAGACGUGCAAAAUGCAGCUACCGCUGCGGCCUCGGCGGCCGACACAUCUAUCCGGGCGGACACAAAAGAGCUGGCGCACAAGGUCGGCGAGCGCCUGACUGGAGGCAAUCCCCAGACUGGUUACCUAGCCCUGUACCUACGACAGCUUCAGUCCAACCCGCUGCGCACGAAGAUGCUCACCUCCGGUGUGCUCUCUUCUGCGCAGGAGUUCCUCGCCUCUUACCUCGCCAACGAUGUUAGCAAGCAUGGUCACUACUUCAGCUCUCGUGUCCCCAAGAUGCUCCUCUACGGCAUGUUCAUUAGUGCCCCUCUCGGCCACGUUCUGGUCGGCAUCCUCCAGAAGGUCUUCGCGGGUCGCACCAGCUUGAAGGCCAAGGUCCUUCAGAUUCUCGCCAGCAAUCUGAUUGUGUCUCCUAUCCAAAAUGUGGUCUAUUUGACCUGCAUGGCCAUCAUCGCUGGCGCUCGUACUCUCCACCAGGUCCGCGCAACUAUCAAGGCCGGCUUCUUCCCUGUCAUGAAGGUUAGCUGGAUUACUUCACCGCUGGCGUUGGCCUUCGCCCAGAAAUUCCUCCCUGAGCAUACCUGGGUGCCAUUCUUCAACAUUGUUGGGUUCUUCAUCGGAACCUACGUCAACACUCACACCAAGAGAAAGCGCCUUGAAGCGCUGCGGAAGCGUUACGAUUCCCGCCGCGGCGGCCCCGGCAGCGAGUACGAGAAGGGCCCUGGACCCGACUACCGGUAAAGGAUGUAAUUUCCUCCCGGACAAAUGAUGACAGUCGAGCACAUAUCGCGAACCGCAUGAUAGAGGCAUAUAACUCUUUCAUCGAUCGUUCGACACCAGAUUGUAUACUCCUACCUUUCCGAUCAUAUUUACCCUCUCGCUUCCUUUGUCCUCUGUUCAAGUACGGCGGACUGGAUCACUCUAUACUUUAUACCGUCUGUUAGACGAAGAUAUGUUUAAGCUUACGAUGAAUGGUUGUUAUUAUUUUUGUUUCUUACGCCCAAUCUACAUACUUAUUACAUAGUUUGAAUUUAUGACGCCGCUCGGUGCAUCUUUAUUUCUUUA
Messenger RNA from Aspergillus nidulans FGSC A4, 1263 nucleotides. Its product is annotated as Mpv17/PMP22 family protein. Bases 181 to 939 code for a protein of 252 amino acids. Gene Ontology annotation, cellular component: membrane; cytoplasm. The record is from RefSeq and is a predicted model, not a curated record. The transcript has 5 exons. Lineage: Eukaryota; Fungi; Ascomycota; Eurotiomycetes; Eurotiales; Aspergillaceae.